CCGCCACCAAAGAAUUCACGAGUCAACAGCACUAAUUACAUAAAUUUGCUUUUACUUGCUCACGGUUUGUUAUCACGAUACUGCCGUAAUGACGGUAUCAGCUAAUAUGGCGCUAAAAUUUGAUGAUUUCCAUUUUGUUCCAUGACCGGGCCCGGCCCCUGAUAACGCGGGCUCCACAUUGAUUGCUUUUCCCUGAGACGCUUCUUAAGUCGCGUCGAAGCUUUUUAGCUUUUAAACCUUUUCUCCCUCCCCUUCUUUUCGUCCUUCUAGAUUUCUUCAACCGAUAUCACGAAACUACCAUCACAAUGUCUUCAGCUUUUGUUCAGCGCCCUGCUCCCGACUUCUCGGCUACUACCCUCUUCCCUGGAGGUGAGUUCAGAGACAUCAAGCUCUCUGACUUCAAGGGACAAUGGGUUGUUCUUCUCUUCUACCCCAUGGACUUCACCUUCGUCUGCCCUACCGAGAUCAUCCAGUACAACAACGCCCUCGACCGCUUCCGCGAGAUCAACACCACCGUUCUCGGCGUGUCCACCGACUCCCACUUCACCCAUCUCGCGUGGGUUGAGAAGCCCCGCAAGCAGGGCGGUUUGGGCCCCGACCUGGAGCUCCCCCUCAUCGCCGACAAGUCCACCAAGAUCUCGCGCAGCUACGGCGUCCUCAUCGAGGACGAGGGCAUCGCGCUCCGCGGCCUCUUCAUCAUCGACCCCAAGGGUGUUCUCCGCCAGAUCACCGUCAACGACCUCCCCGUCGGCCGCGACGUCGAGGAGACGAUCCGCCUGGUCAAGGCCUUCCAGUUCACCGACGAGUACGGCGAGGUGUGCCCUGCCGGAUGGCAGGAGGGUGGAAAGACCAUGAAGGCUGAUCCCAAGGGAAGCCUGGAGUACUUUGAGGAGCAGGGAGAGAAUGGUGAGUCCCGGAAGCGACCCAGGACUGAAUAAAAGACCUGGGCACACCAUUCGUGGACAGUGCAAAAACAAUGAACAUUUGUUUGACUAAGAUUUGUAAUGUUACAGGAGCUAAGGCAUAGAUGCUAGAUUCCAAUGAGACUCGAAUUCCAAUCAACACCCGCCAGUAAAGAAACAGAAGAAGAAGAGAAAACAAGACCGCGCUGCUACCGGUAGCAAUAUGACGAACGAUCCAACGCGAUAAUAACGAAUACGAUCCUUAUGUUUAUGGAGGGCGAUGCACGAGUGCGACCGGUCGUCUUUGACGAGAUACGAUUAGAAAGUAGACUUAGACCUAGACUAUAGACAUUCCUUGAACAAUGUAUAUUGAUGGACAAUUCUUCUCAACGAUUUGACCGUGAAUUAAGGUCUUGCACGGCAUUUACAAUUGCACCGUUAGGGAAUCGUGUUCCCACUGUGAGUGCCUGAAACGCGUCGUACACAACAAACUUAAAACCAUCACCCUGGUUACCGCAUUUCCGUCGCAAUAUCCGGACAUGCUCGACAACAACAGAAAAUAGCUUCAAUGCCGAGUUAAACGUCAUAUACCGACCUGUGAUGGUUUAGAAUGGGUUGAGAUAUACCACAAGCUUCGUCUGAAGUUGAACCCUGGUGGCGAUUAAGCACUUCCGAUUGUCAAUGGGACAGGUAGUCAUACAUUUCAUCUUUUGAUAUAGCAUCUGAAUCAAGGUCUACCCAAUCAGGAGAAAAUCGAACAACACCUACCGAAAAGUGAUGGUAUACCCCGUGAAUGC
Messenger RNA from Fusarium verticillioides 7600, 1699 nucleotides. Its product is annotated as peroxiredoxin (alkyl hydroperoxide reductase subunit C). The record is from RefSeq and is a predicted model, not a curated record. Gene Ontology annotation, biological process: hydrogen peroxide catabolic process; response to oxidative stress; cellular response to stress. Lineage: Eukaryota; Fungi; Ascomycota; Sordariomycetes; Hypocreales; Nectriaceae. The coding region runs from base 306 to 938 and encodes 210 amino acids. Gene Ontology annotation, molecular function: thioredoxin peroxidase activity. The transcript is spliced from 2 exons. Gene Ontology annotation, cellular component: cytosol.